This is a messenger RNA of Trypanosoma brucei brucei TREU927, 1617 nucleotides long. Its product is annotated as RNA editing complex protein MP61. Gene Ontology annotation, molecular function: ribonuclease III activity. Lineage: Eukaryota; Euglenozoa; Kinetoplastea; Trypanosomatida; Trypanosomatidae. Gene Ontology annotation, biological process: RNA processing. The transcript has a single exon. The coding region runs from base 1 to 1617 and encodes 538 amino acids. The record is from RefSeq and is a predicted model, not a curated record.
AUGGAGCGCGGAGGGCGCUGCCUCUUCAGGAGGUGGAGUACCCGCGCAUUGCCCUCCGUGUCUCACACACUACGAUGUCGUGGAACAAUUUCUAACUCAGGUGGGGAGGGAAAUGAUGCAAUCGCUGAACCUCGUCGCGUGCGUCUGGUGCCGUCUGCACCUCAUGGGAACAAUUCUUCGGAGCUAUUUUCUGUCGGUGUGGAUCCCAGAAGUCAUACAUGUGAUCCCGAUGAUCCAUAUUCCCACAUCCAAAUAUACAGAAAGGACAUGGUAGCGGACGCCGGUGGUCGAGCGUUUCAACUAAGUGUUGAUGUUCCGUUGAAAAAAUUUGUGGACCUCUUCAGUGAUUUCGAUGGAAAACGUUGUAAGCUCUGCAACGAAAGCUACAUGCAGUGGCAUAGUCAUAGCAGUGUUAUUCCCCACUCAGGGAGGGAGGCACUUAUGCUUGAGAUGGUCCGUGCAUACUGCGGCCUACCGGAGGAUAUUGCAAAAAUGUGGUGGCAUCGACUCAAUACGUCGCCCGCGUUCAAUCGCAUCCCGAAACUGAGUCAUGACAAUAGUCACACCAGAAAGCGCAGGUUACAGUACCUUCUGAAAUUUCUGAAAGAUAGGGACGUGAUCCGCGACACAUUCAACGUUCACAACAGCUCUGGAACUGCUGGUCGUUCGUGGGAAUUCGAACGUCUCGAAUGGAUUGGGGAUAAUGUUGUGAAGUAUGUGUUUAACGAUCGGUUUAAUGUCAUAUUUCCUGUGCGUGAGGGCGGUAUUCGGGGCCGAUUGGGGUACGCGCAAUUUAUGAUAGAUGGCAAUGAUGGCUUGGCACGCGCCUAUGACUACUUGGAGCUUCAGAAGCUGACUCUAAGUGACCGGGUUGUGAGCAAAUUCAAGAGCGAUGUGGUGGAGACAUUGUUUGGUGAACUUCAGCUUUAUAUUUGGUCUUCAGAGACGGACGCCGGCACUACCUGUUACCCACUUCCAUUUACUGGCGAGAUGUUUUCCCUUCGUGCUCUCGUGUGGCACGUGAUGGAGGAGUUGGCACAUGUAAUGUUUAUGUAUCACGUGGAACACGCGCUUGCGGCUAUUCAGCGUGUUGUAAGGGAAAAUCAACUGCAAUUUAUCCGUGCAGAUCCUGCACUGCGCGGUCAUGCGGACCUGCAGAGUGAGUUGGCAAACACGGUUUACGCUAAAAAAGCUGCGUCUGGGCCAAGCAAACUCACGUCGACAAAAGUGUCUCCUGGUGCCCGUUUCAGGGACGGUGGUGCCUCGUUUUACCACGAAGCAUCGAACUAUGAUGGUUUCAAACGUGUGUGCACUCUUGGGGGUCUCCUGCCCCGACCAUUUUCACCCCGUGAGUUGACGUCCACAACGUCUUUUCUUCCUCAUUUGCAGGAAGACAGUGCGAUGACACGCCGAGUGCCUGUGGACUGGACACGUAAACUUUUUGACGAUUGCACUGGCAACGCCACGAAGAAGCCCGGAGCCCCCAACUUUUUACCAUGGCAGGCCGUCACGCUACAGCCCCGUUCCCGUUGUUCUGCAGAGGAGGCUGGACGGUCAACUUCACGCCUGGGUAUUCCUGAAUUGAAGGACGCACUACUAGUGGCCGAAUUAGUUUAG